UAUAGCAAGGGAGGGACUAGGGAGGACUACUCUUCAUCUUACACCUCUUUUUCUAUGUAGUUGAACUUUCAACCAACUCUUCUACUCUUUCUUUCUUGUUCAAAAAUGGCAGACGGAGGAUGCUUGAAAGUUCUGGAUGGUACUCAGCUCAGCGAUUUCGACUUCUCACUUCCCGAUGAUUUUUCCGGCGAUAUCAAUGGAGUUCAACUUCUGGAUUUCGCUCAUUCUAGAGUUUCUCAGUGUCAUUACUCUCUUCCAUUGCCGGAUUUUUUGAAAUCUCUGGCUCUUCAACGCCUUAAUUUUGACAUCAGUGGAAAGAAGCUUGACAGAGACGAAGCGCAGCGUCUUCUUGCCGAUUAUGUUUCCGCCAUUGCCGAUCAAUUGAAAGAUGAACCUCUUGUGGUAUCUAUUCUGGAUGGAAACACCAUUCGCUUGUUUCUAGAAGAUGAAGAUGAUUUUGCAAUGUUGGCUGAGAAUCUGUUUACUGACCUAGAUGCAGAAGAUGAGGGGAAAUUAAGCAAGAGUGAAAUACUGAAUGCCUUAGACAAAAUGGGAGUUGAAAUGGGUGUUCCGUCAAGUUCAGAGUUUCCAAUGAUAAAUGAUAUUUUAAAGAAACAUGGAGCUGAAGGAGAGGAAAAAUUAGGCCAAGCACAAUUUGCACAGUUACUUCAACCUAUAUUGCAAGAUUUGGCAGAUGCUUUGGCUCUAAAGCAUGUCACAGUUGUGCAUAAUCUCAAGAUAACAAAUGGAUCCAAGUUAAGAAAGUUCCUGGCUGACCAGAACAAAUUAGAUGAUCUAAAAGAGAAACUGUACAAGCAAAUCCUUGAUUGCCAGAAAGAGCAAGGUUGUGCAGAAGUAAUCAGGAGUUACCUCGAAAAGAACGGGAACGAGUUAGGAUUACCUCCGCUGGAAGUCAAUGAAGCUGUUCCUCUCAUGUAUAAUGCAAUCUUUGCUGACAUAGAGAGCAAAUGCAAGGAUUUUGAGAAAAAUGAAUUUAGAGACCUUUUGAAGAAGAUUCUCGAGAAUUUCGCUGAAAAGUUAGAAGUCGAUCCUGUGUUUCACGAUACUCUCCUUUGAGCCUUGUUGAGCCAGGGGAACUUUUUGCCUUUUGUAAGUCUUGUGCAUGUGUGAAGUUCUUAUCACCCCAUAAGCAUAUAUUUUCAUGUAAAAAGGCAUUUUGGCAUUAGGGUAAUAUACUUGUUACUAAAUUAUCUAUGGAAAAACAUGUUAGAUUAUCUGCAAGACUGCAGCGAACUGAGUGAUCGGCCAAUGUAUAGUCUCCCUAGCAGCUGCGAUUUUGUGAAUCUGAUUACUGCUUUUCGAUGGAGCUAUGUUUCAAAGUCUUUUUGUAUGUAUGUCAUGUUUAACAACUCUGCAUGGAUCCUUUCAUGGGAUGCCUAUAGAUGCAGGUUUCCGUA
Amaranthus tricolor (Joseph's coat) is the source of this 1418-nucleotide messenger RNA. RefSeq lists its product as uncharacterized. The record is from RefSeq and is a predicted model, not a curated record. The transcript has 4 exons. Bases 106 to 1077 code for a protein of 323 amino acids. Lineage: Eukaryota; Viridiplantae; Streptophyta; Magnoliopsida; Caryophyllales; Amaranthaceae.